CAGAGGCCCAUGUGAAGCGAUUUGAAGUUUCAGAAUUGAUCACGUGGACCUGCCAUCUUUUUGCUCGCUGAGAGCUAACCGAACUUCACUAUAACUUCAUCGAUGAACUUCUGCAUCCGAAUACACUUUUCUCUUUACUUUUUCAGGAGAAUUAAUUUACCUUAUAGUACCAAAAAGUAACUGCUCAAGGAGUGACGUAUUGGAACACACCUCAUUAUUCCUCUUCAGUAAAUGAAAGAUAUCCCUAAUCAAUAAUAAAAUUAAUAAGAAACUGUCAUUUCAAUGUUCAACUACGCCUGCUCCAUUAAGGAAACUUCGAACCCUCUAAACUGAAAAAAGCUGUAAGCUUAUGAACUUAAGAUUCUUAUGAAUAUAACGAAAAAUAACCAGUAAAGACAGACAAAUUGAUCACUAUUCCGAUUCCGCCAAAAUCUCUAUGAGAAAUCCUGAUUCACGUUCGGAGCAUAUUUCACUAAACCCACUUAUCUAUCAGUUUAAAUUUAGCACCGCGACGUACAGCGCCGAUUUUCGACGCCCGCGACGUACUUCCAACAAAACUUUUCAGUCUACCUUGUCCAAAAUUUCUGAAAUCUUGGUAAAUUCUUCUCAAACAUGUACUGGUUCUAUGUGGAUUACAGUGACGAGGUGAUUUAUUGUGGUAGUGGUGGUCGGUGAUUUUUUUAGACAGUUAACAAUGGCUGAUGGCGCGCGUUACCCAAAAGAACGACCAUGAGCGAACCAAUCGCCGCCGCGACGUCCGAACAAAGUCCUGGCACCGAUCCAAGAUCGAAAAGGAACAGCGGCCUCUUCGCUUUCUUCAAAUGGUUCAAACCUGGAUCGCGCGAGUCCAUCAUCGCGGACGAUUCGUCACGGUCCAGCAGUCUGGAAAGUGUCGCAUCGGACAAGAGCUCGGGUACCGUCGCCAGUUUCCGAUAUGUGUCGCCGACUGUGUAUGAGAACAAAGUAGUUCUGGAAAAACAGGUCCCUAUUGGUCCUGAAACUGACACAUAUAAAGCUCGUCUCAAACAAAGAGACAAACGGAGAGAAAAUGACAAAAAUGUGACCCUAAGGAAAAAAUAUAAUUUAUUUUUCAACAGAGAGACACUUCUGAGAACGCAAAAACCUCUGGAAGAAGAUGAAAAUUCGAAAAGUUUGCCACUGAUGACUAGGGCGCAUAUUAUGGAGGUUGAACCUCAAAAGGUUCAUAGAAGAACAAACAGUGAAUCAUCGAAAGUUAGACGAGCAGGCGCCUACCUACAUGUUAAAGGCAAAAGAAAAGCUCCACAACCUCCGGGAGGCAACAAACUACCUCUAGAUCCAUCCUCAACAAACAGCCUCAAAAGAAAAAAACGCGUAGCACCAGCACCUCCUCCAAAACUCCAAAUUACUGAAAACCAAGAAGAAGACGUUCUAGCAAAUGAUUAUUUGAAACUGGACCAUGGAGUGCUCAAGCCAGUGAAAGAAGAUAACCGACCAAAGACGCCACAAGAAAAUCUCCAAGCUCAAAACAUGUAUACACUUAGUCCGUCUUCUUCUAGAGGUAGUUUUGUGGAAGCGCCUGUGUCACCGAGGCCAUGGUAUAAAAGAAAUUCUACGUCUAAGGAAAUGUUGGCGAAGAAAGAGAAUAAAUAUGAACCAAUAGAGAGAUUACCUGAAGUCCAAUACAUGCGAAACUCAACGUUAGAUCUGACCCUUGAAGAUUCCCUACCCAAUCCCAAAGACGAAAAGAGAAAAGAAGACAAACGUAAAAGCGGAUUGUCCUUUCUAACGAACAUUAGCGAAUUGGACCGUGAAGCCUCAGAAAUAAUAAAAAAUAAAGCCGAAUAUGAACGAAUCAUCAAAAUCAACAAUGAAAUUCCUGAAUUCAUGAAACCCAGAGAAAUCAAGUCCAAUAUUCCAUCAACAACAACAACUGAUAGCUGGGCAUUACCUAAAAGACGUUCAGCUAGAGAUUUGAUUGCUAAAUUUAAUGCCAUCACCAACGUCACAAAAGUUAGUGUGUUUGGUGUGUCUCAAAAAGACAAAUAUUUCGGUAAACAAACUAGCUUGGAUGAAACGAAACAACGAAAACUUUUAGAAAGUCACAAAAAAAGAAUCGAGGAUAUUGACAAGAAAAAAGAAGAUAGAUUUUCGCCUUUAAUGAAGUCUGAGAGCGCUAGUGCUGUUAAAUUGUCCAUAAAAGAGUCCACUCCCAAAAUGGAAAGAAAAAGUUGGAACUGUCCUAAAUGUAAUUUGGAAAAUGAAUACUGGAGAAUUAUUUGCCACGUUUGUUCAGCCAUUAAACCAUACUUUGAUGAUUUUUCUUCUUCAAGUAAAAUAAACACUAAUGAUGCAGAACAAACAAAACCUUCCAGUCCAGUAGCAUUGAAAAAAGAUUUUUUAGCUCAAAAUAAUUUAUUCGAAAGAUCAAAAACACAAAUCGGUUUUUCGGCUUUAGCUUGUUAUAACGCAAAUAAUAAAUUAAAAUCAGAAACCUCUACAAGUAACCCGGAAUCGAAAGUCGAUGAUACCAGUAAAAAAGAAGAAAGAGACAGACUGAAGAAAAUGUUAAUUGAAAUGAAAAAUUCUUUACCCAAAAGAAAAAGUAAUAUAUUGAUGAAGCAAAAUAGUAGAACCAGUAUAAUUAUGGAAAAUCCUUAUGAUGAUAUUAAUAAAGAAACCAAAGAGAUUCCUCAAGAGAAGAAACAACAGGAGGAGGAAAACAAGCCAAUAGAAAAAACCCAAGCGGAAAAAGUUGCAGAAAUUCUAAUAGGAACUCAGCAAACAAUUUACGAAAACAUAAAAGUGCGCAAAACCGAAAACCCGAAACCGCUAAAAGUGUGUUCGUCAGCUCAAACUAGUGCUGUCAUGAGAAAAUUAGUGCCAGAAUCCAGUUUAAAAAAAUUAAUAGAAAAUCACAAAGUCAACAACGCCUACGAACCAAUGAAAGUGCAAGAUUUCGAGGAUAUUUAUUCGGACAAAAACGGCAAAAAUGCCGCAAAGUUAUACGCGAAUUUAGCUCAAAACGACGAACUUUCUUUGUUUUUCAAUGUUCCAAAAUGUAACUUGGAUAAUAAAUUAAGUGACAUUAACGGUGAAUCUAGGAAAAACAUCAAUACUGAUACGAUUGAAAUUAACAGACUUUUGAGACGUUUAGAAAAUGCUAUUGGAAAAGGUGAAUUGACGGAAGCUGCUAUAUUUGCUAAGGAAUUGGCACAAUUGAAAGUUAAUUGUUCGGUAAUUAGGCAAAAAGCUCAAGGGCAGAGUGGAGGAAAACAUCAAGGAUUUCAGAUAGAAAUGUACGUAGAAGACAAAGUUUCGCACCGAGGUCCAUUCCCCAUAGACGUCACAGAAUCUCAAACUGUAGCAGAAUUGAAACAGCAAAUAGCUGCAGAAUUUGAAAUUCCCGUAGAAGUGCAAAGAUGGAUAUUGGGGAAAGAGUUGGUGGUUGAUGAUAAUUCCAGUCUUAAGCACCAUAAUAUUACCGAGGGAUGUCCAGUUUUUCUUUAUUUAGUUGCUCCAGAGAAAAAGCCCAGAGAAUUUCAAACGAAAAAGUCCUCUGCCAUAGCUCAACCAUCGACAUCAACUUCAAGCAAUGAUUCUUCUACAAUAAAUUCAAUAUCGAUUAAUCUGAGGCAAACCAAAAACGUAAAUGCAACUACAGAAAAAAAUGAUAUUCCAGAACCAAAAAAGAACAAAAUCGAAGCACCCAAAAUUGUAAAUGUGAUACCAAAGUCGUCAGACGUUGCCAAAGCUGAAGUAAUUCGUAUUGUACCUAUUCAAAAAGGAAUAACAAAUGGAAAACCAGAAUCUGGUAUUAAACCUCCCUCAACAGUAACUGAAAUUAAAGUAGAUAUUAAACCAUAUUCUUCGAGAUACGAAAAGGAUGAUAUAAAAGAAGAAAAAACUGGAUUAGUUCGAGCAACAGCGACAAAAAUUGAAGUUUUCCAAGCUCCUCCAUUAUUGACGGCAAAUAUUAAUUCUACUCAAGAAACACCUAGAAGAGCUUCUGUUCAACAAACUUCCUCUCACGAAUCUUCAAAAUCCGAAACUGUAAAAACGGAAGUUAAAGAAGCAAACAUUUCUUCGACUAGUGCAAGCAGUGAUAAAAGCUCAACCAGAAUAUAUCCAAACCUAUCCAAUUUAUCUACCACCGCAACUUUAUCACAAAUAGCUCCCAAUGCUUCCAUAGAGGAAUAUGAUACAAACACACUUAGACCACCAAAAGAAUGGGAAUGCCACUUAUGCACCCUUCUCAAUCCCGAUUCCAGCAACAUUUGCGCAGUUUGUGCUACAGUUCGUAUAAAGAAAACCUCUUUGAGGAGAUGGAACAAAAAGAAACCCGCCCCUCAACCACAAAAAGAUCAAACGUAUCUUCAAUUAGUGAAUUUAGAUAGUGCUGAUUUGGUAGCUAACGCCGAUGUUUUUGAGUGCUUGGUAUGUUUCUUGGAGGUUGCAAAAGGAGAUGGUGUAACUUUGAGGGAGUGCUUGCACCAGUUUUGUAAAGACUGUUUGGCGAGGACUGUGGAGUUUUCCGAUGACGCGGAAAUUAAAUGUCCCUUCAGGGACGAAGAAUACUCGUGUAAUAUAGCAAUGCAAGACCGUGAAAUAAAGGCAUUAGUUUCUCCCGAUAUGUACGAGCAACAUUUGGCUAAAUCGAUGGCGCAGGCUGAGAAUCGUAUGGAGAAGACUUUUCAUUGUAAAACUCCAGAUUGUAAAGGAUGGUGUAUAUUUGAGGAUAACGUCAACGAAUUUCGAUGUCCUGUUUGUAGGAAGACGAAUUGUUUGACUUGUCAGGCAAUUCACAUGGGAGCCAACUGCAAACAAUACCAGGAAAGAAUGAAAGACGAAUCAAAUAUGAACGAAGAUGCUAGACGAACCAAAGAUUUCUUAGAAGAAAUGGUCGAGAAAGGGGAAGCUAUUGCCUGUCCAACUUGCAAGGUGAUACUAAUGAAAAAAUGGGGCUGUGACUGGUUAAGAUGUUCAAUGUGCAAGACAGAGAUAUGCUGGGUAACGAGGGGUCCCAGAUGGGGCCCCGGUGGUAAAGGAGAUACUUCAGGUGGAUGCAAGUGCGGACUAAAUGGAGUCAAGUGCCAUCCAAAGUGUAAUUAUUGCCAUUAGUUAUAGUAAUUUUUUUUUUUUAGAAAAUUAGCUAGGAAAAUAAAGUUACCAAGGUAUCUAUACGCUUAUAUUAGUGAUCGCGUGUUUUUACUGUUUUUUAUUAUUAAAGAUAUUGAAAUUUCCUGUUACUUCACAUUAUCUAAUUAUUAUUAUUGUUUGUUUUGUUAUUUUUUUGCUUUUUUGUUUGUUAAUUCCUUUUUCAAAAUAGGUUCAAUUAAAUAUAAAUAUUAAUCUACACUAAAAUAAUUAUUCUGUGUGCUUUUAGCUAAGUGUCUAAUUUUUUUUAUAAAGAAUAUGUGUGAUAAAUAAAGGUGGUAGGUAUAUACGACAGAAUUUGUUCCAAUAAUAAAAUUUGAAGUUAAACAGCUAUGAACCAGAAAGAACUAAUAAAAUCGCAGAGAGAAUCUGUGUUUCAGGAAGAGCACUUUUAAAGUCAUUUAAGAUCCCUAACAAAAAGCAAAAUUUUUAAUUGCCCUUUUAUAAAAAUAUUUUGAUUUUAUUGUGACUAGGGCUCUUUUUCUUCUGUGAGAACUGAACUCAUGGAAACUCAUUAUCAAUUCUCUGGUUUCAUUUAGCCUUUUUUCCAAUAAAUUUUAGAGGUACCUAACCUGUUGUAAGUACCCACCUAUAUAGUUAUUUUAUAGCUUAAUGUAACUAGGUACUUACUUAUUUAGUCAAAUGGGUAUAUUUAAUAAGAAAUAUGACUGAUGAAGUUAAAACUACCAUAAUUGGUACCACUGCCCUUAUGUAUUGCUAAACAAGAUAAGUAAAGAAAAUAAAUGAAUACAUAUUUUCAA
Molecule: messenger RNA, 5897 nt
Organism: Ceutorhynchus assimilis (cabbage seed weevil)
Lineage: Eukaryota; Metazoa; Arthropoda; Insecta; Coleoptera; Curculionidae
Source: the annotation of a GenBank genome assembly